This is a messenger RNA of Lactuca virosa, 672 nucleotides long. The record is from the annotation of a GenBank genome assembly. NCBI's taxonomy places the organism in Eukaryota, Viridiplantae, Streptophyta, Magnoliopsida, Asterales, Asteraceae.
UUCGACCUCUCUUAGGCGAACUCGUAGCUAAGUGUCAUUCAUCUUCGUCAUAACUAAAUGAUGGGAAGAAGUUCAGUUGGGUUUUUUGCAUUCCUUCUACUCGUCUUCGUUUUUGCUAUGUCAGAAAUCACGACUGUGAAGGCGAAAGUAUGUGAAAAGCCAAGCAAGACCUGGUUUGGGACUUGCAAAGACACAGCCAAGUGCGACAAGCAAUGCAUAGAGUGGGAGGAUGCAGAACAUGGAGCUUGUCAUCAACGCGAAGCGAAAUAUAUGUGCUUUUGCUACUCCAAAUGUGGUCCCAAGGCAUCUCCUACUCCUCCCUCUACUGCUCCCCCUGGGAAUGGGGCACCCACACCGAAUCCUCCAGGACCUCCUGGAGGCGGGCAACCACCUCCGGCGGAAGGGGGACAGCCACCUCCGACGGAAGGGGGACAGCCACCUCCGGCGGAAGGGGGACAGCCACCUCCGGCGGAAGGCGGACAGCCACCUCCGGCGGAAGGUGGACAGCCACCUCCGAGCAUUUGAUUGGAUGCUUGAACAGCAAGCAUUAGAUGACUAUAAAUAAAGAGAAAUUGCUUCCGAUGAACAUAUGAGCAUUUUCUAAAUUAAAAGGUCUCUUGUAUCGAUAAUACAUAGCUCGUGAUUCCCAUGUAUAACUGUUUCAAUGAUUCA